Solenopsis invicta (red fire ant) is the source of this 1394-nucleotide messenger RNA. Its product is annotated as mucin-2-like. Bases 1 to 1071 code for a protein of 356 amino acids. The record is from RefSeq and is a predicted model, not a curated record. The transcript has 2 exons. NCBI's taxonomy places the organism in Eukaryota, Metazoa, Arthropoda, Insecta, Hymenoptera, Formicidae.
AUGGCUGCCUCUCCAAAAUUCCUCGUCCUUUCUCCGCAGCCCUGCCACGUUCCAAAACGCCAUUUUCACCCCCUUGCCAUCUCCCUCUCCCUGCUGCGCUCCCCCCUCUCCCAGCCUCUCGCCCUCUGCCUUUCUCAUCCCUCUCCUAGGUCCUCCCCCCUUCUCCUCUACUUGACCCUCUCCUUUCCUUCCCCCGAUCCUCCUAUCUUUCCCUCGUUACCUCCCCACUUUCUUCCCGUCCUAUCCUUCAACCCCCCUUCUUCCUCAUCCCAGAACCACCAUCCCCCGUUAACCGUCAUUCUGUUAUCUCCCGCUCAUACUCUGGCCCCUCUCCUUUCCUCUUCCCUCGCCAUCUCCCUGAUCCUCCACCUCACUUGCCUUUCCUUCCACGUCAGGUCGUCCUCUAUCCACACCUUGUCUCCCCUCAGUCCACCCUUCUUUUUCAUUACCUCCCUUUUCUCGCCUUCUGUCCUGAAACUCACUACCGCAAACCCCCCCUGCUCCUCUCGCCCGGUUUUCACCUCCCUCACUUCCUCCACCUUAACCUCCGCCCCCACUCGCUUUAGUAUCUCCUCUACUUUACAUUUCACGUCCUUCCCCUCUACUUUGUAUCCCUUUAUCACCACUCUCCUCCUUCUUUCCUUCCUAUCCCUCUCUUCCCACAUCUCCUCCAUCUUCCUUACUCUCUUUUCUAGCCCUCCAUCUCCCCCUCCUCCCUCGCCUCCUCCUCUUCCGCCCUCCUCCAAUUUCCCUACCCUCCGCUCUAGGUCUCCCACUCCUUUCCCUCCCUCUCCUAACCUCAUGCCUUCUUCCAAUUUCUUCUCUAAGUCUCCUACUCUUUUCUCCAUCUUCUCCCUCUCUCUCCUCCACUCCUCCUCUCUCCUUUUCGCCUCCUCUAGCUCCCCCAUAAUCAGUUUCAUUCUCUCCUCCAUCCUCUCCUCUAGCCUCUCCUCCCAUCUCUCCCACCUUCCCAUCAUCUCCUCCAUCCAUCUCUUCAUUGCCCCCAUCAUCUCCGACUGUCUCCCGUCCCCCUCCCGCACCGGCGAUCUCGACGUCUUUUUACUCCUCUGAAAAGCGUCCCCUACCUCCCUCCCGUCCUCCCCCUCCCGUCCUACCUCUAUGUCUCUUUUCUUCUUCCACAUCUCCAACCCCCCUGCCGUACUCCCGCUGCGUCCUCUCCCUCCACCUUUCAACAACAUCCCCUUUCCUGUCGCCACGUCUUCCUUCACUCCUUUCUCCAUUUUCCCUUCCCUCCUCCCUCUUCGUUCCAGUGAUGAGCCUAAUAGUUAAUUAUCUCCGUAGCUAUUCGUGAUGAUUACACAAUUUGUCUGUGCUUGCAGCCCGAUUAUCUGAUACUUUAGGUAAUAUAAUAUAAAUUAUUUUGCAGAAAAAAC